Macrosteles quadrilineatus (aster leafhopper) is the source of this 5436-nucleotide messenger RNA. RefSeq names its product E3 ubiquitin-protein ligase Nedd-4-like. The transcript has 21 exons. The record is from RefSeq and is a predicted model, not a curated record. Lineage: Eukaryota; Metazoa; Arthropoda; Insecta; Hemiptera; Cicadellidae. Gene Ontology annotation, biological process: regulation of dendrite morphogenesis; ubiquitin-dependent protein catabolic process. Gene Ontology annotation, molecular function: protein binding; ubiquitin protein ligase activity; sodium channel inhibitor activity. The coding region runs from base 124 to 2775 and encodes 883 amino acids.
ACUGAUAACACUCGAGAUAAUCUUAAGAGGAUCUCAGUGCAGUGUUGUUUAUCGAAGCAAUCGCAUAAAAUUAACCAUGUUCCAAAAGUUCUUGCCUGAUGUUUUGGUUCGCUAAGUGCUGCGAUGGUGGAACAUAAUUUGUCUCGUCAAGAGUCGGAAGUACCUGAAGAACCUCUUGCCAGUGGUUUUAGAAGGGAGUCGGAUCUCGGGCCGCUUUUGUCGUUUUCCAACCAACGUAAUAACCGGCCGCAGCCAUGGCGAAUGACCAGACUUUUACCUUCGAGGCGGAACUCUACGGGGACGAGUCCUCAAGUGUCCCAACUGACUGCUCCCCCGGAACCUCCGACACCCGAAAGACCUCUUAGGGUGUCUGUGUGUGUCCCUGCAGUUCUUAACAGACCGCCUGUGGAAGACACAAGCCGUUUGAGGUUGCGAGUUAUCAGUGGUCAUCAGUUAGCGAAAAAAGAUAUUUUUGGUGCAAGUGACCCUUAUGUGCGGAUUGAUCUAAAUACUGUCAAUGGGGAUGAAACAAUUGAUUCUGUACUUACCAAAACCAAGAAAAAGACUUUAAAUCCAACAUGGAAUGAAGAGUUUAUAUUUAGAGUGAAGCCGGCAGAACACAAACUUGUACUGCAAGUGUUUGAUGAAAACCGUCUGACCAGAGACGACUUUUUAGGAAUGGUCGAACUAACUCUCAUCAAUUUACCAAAGGAAGCCGAGGGCAGAACGAUACAAACAAAGCAAUAUAUAUUGAGGCCGAGGAGCACAAAUUCUUACAGUGCCCGAUCAAGGGUGAAAGGUUAUCUGGAGCUAUAUCACGCGUAUAUCAGGGAGGAUGGCCAGAGAGAGGAAGAGCGAACCAGACGACUGGAGGAGGGGGAGCCGGGGUGGGAGAUGAUCGAUAGAUCCGAUGGAUUGUCCACCACCACCCCUGAAACUCCUGCCCAGGCUGUGUAUGUUCCGCAAGGCGAUGAGAAUUUCGCCGCACUGCCUCCCGGAUGGGAAGAGAGACAAGAUGCUAACGGACGAACGUAUUACGUGAAUCAUGUAGCUCGGACUACGCAAUGGGAGAGACCUACGUUUAAUGUGGAGAGCAAUAGUUCAGUCAGCAACCAAAUCCUGGAGUCGGCAGUGACGGAGUUCCAACGCCGGUUUCACAUCAGCGCAGACGAUCAAGAAUCUAACAGAAGAACUAGCAUUUCUAGCAAUGUCAGUCAGGCAAGCGAAGUAGUCGAUAGCCCGACUCAACCGAGGCCUGAUAGUCAAAAUCAAACGAAUGAAGAAGCGAAUCGCACGGAACCAUCGAGGGAAGGCCUUCCGACGGGCUGGUCACUCCAGGUGGCGCCUAAUGGACGAGUUUUCUUCAUCGACCACAACUCACGGGCGACCACAUGGGUCGACCCCAGGACGGGCCGAGCUUCGCCGAUGCCCAAUCAGAGAGAGGCGCCUAAUGUUGCUCGUAGAGUCGCAGGUCCGGACGAUGAACUCGGACCUCUACCCGAGGGUUGGGAGGAGCGUGUUCACACGGACGGACGGAUAUUCUUCAUAGAUCACAAUACCAGAACCACACAAUGGGAAGACCCCAGACUUUCCAACCCUAAUAUUGCUGGUCCGGCGGUGCCGUAUUCCAGAGAUUAUAAGAGAAAGUACGAAUAUAUGAAGUCGCAGUUAAGAAAACCUAACAACGUUCCCAACAAGUUUGAGAUCAAGGUGAGCAGAGCCACAAUACUAGAGGACUCAUACCGCAUCAUCAGCAACGCCCCGAGGACAGACUUGCUCAAGACCAAACUGUGGGUGGAGUUUGAAGGAGAAGUGGGGUUGGACUACGGUGGUCUGGCAAGAGAGUGGUUCUUUCUACUGUCCAAGGAAAUGUUCAACCCGUAUUAUGGCCUUUUUGAGUAUUCCGCAAUGGAUAACUACACUUUACAAAUCAAUCCUAUAUCCGGGCUGUGUAAUGAAGAACAUCUCAACUACUUUAAAUUCAUCGGGAGAAUAGCGGGGAUGGCUGUGUACCACGGAAAAUUACUUGAUGCUUUCUUUAUCCGUCCUUUCUACAAGAUGAUGCUCGGUAAACCCAUUGACCUGAAGGACAUGGAGAGCGUUGACUCGGAAUAUUACAACUCAUUACUCUGGAUAAAGGAAAACAAUCCGACAGAGCUGGAGUUGACGUUUGCAGUUGAUGAGGACAGUCUUGGCCACACGAGUCAGCGAGAACUGAAACCUAACGGAGCGAACAUUCCCAUCAACGAGGAGAACAAGGACGAAUACAUCAAGUUGGUGAUAGAGUGGAGGUUUGUAGCGAGAGUUCAAGAUCAAAUGAACGCCUUCCUGGACGGAUUCAACGCUUUAGUGCCUCUCAACCUAAUCAAAAUCUUUGACGAGAACGAGUUGGAGCUGUUGAUGUGUGGCAUACAAAAUAUUGACGUCAAGGAUUGGAAACAAAACACACUCUAUAAGGGGGACUACCAUCCAAACCAUAUUGUCAUCCAGUGGUUUUGGAGGGUUGUUCUGUCGUUCACCAACGAAAUGCGAUCACGACUGCUGCAGUUUGUCACUGGAACUUCACGAGUUCCGAUGAAUGGAUUCAAGGAACUCUACGGAAGUAAUGGGCCGCAAAUGUUUACAAUCGAAAAAUGGGGAACGCCUGACAACUAUCCAAGAGCGCAUACUUGUUUUAACCGGCUAGACCUUCCGCCCUACGAAAGUUAUCAGCAACUGAGAGACAAACUCAUCAAAGCCAUAGAAGGUUCGCAGGGAUUUGCAGGAGUUGAUUAAAACGUCAGUAUAAAAAGUGCUAGCUCCAGAAUUUCAAACUCCUCUGCUUCGUCUAACACCAAUAAUUAUCUGUAUAUAUUUGCUUACUUGUGAUUAUUGUAUUAUAUAAAUAAAUAUAUAAUGGAUUGUAUAAAUUUUUAAGUAACUAUACCUUAAAGUUUGUUAAUGACGGAUACUUUAUUGAAUAUCAAGGUGAAAAGAUUUAUGUUAGACUAUUUAUGAUUACUUAAAAUGUUAUUCUAAUUACAUAAGUUACAAGUUCUAUUGUAAGGUUUAAAACUUUUAUGAUAGAAUAUAUUUUAGGUAAUAUAGUGGUAUGACCUUUUCAUCUUCAGCUUUAAACUGUAAGCAUAAUUCUUUAUCUAUUUGUAAAGAUUUUUAAGCAAACAUAACAUGAAAGUAUAUAAAUAUUUAUUUUCAAAUUAAUUUGUUUUUAGAUUGGAAUUUCUGUAUAUAGGUAUAAAUUAUUUAAAAAAAACUGUUUAUUAUAAUAAAGUUGUCAGCCAGUACACAAAAAUUAUUUGAGCCUCCGGUCAACUUUCUUUAUUCCAUAAGUGGAAAUUAUUGCUUAUCACUUGGUCCUUUUGUUUCCUUUUCACGAGUUUUUUCAAGGAAAUGUUUGGUUUUGAUUAUGUGUAAUAAUCAAGUUUCCACAUAUUAUUCCGAUAUAUGUUAAUAUUGUUAGAGGGGUAUUGUUUAGAUUAAUGAAAUACAUCCAAAACUUGUUAAAUGGCUGUUGUUUUCUGAAAAAAACACUUUGAUAGCUGUAAAUCAUUUUUUUGUGAAGGAACAAACAAUUUUUUUAAACUAUUUAUUAGAAAGUAAAAUUAAGUUUUCAAAAUAAAAUGUGUGUUUUAAUUUUUUAUUGAACUAGAAAAUAGAACUAUGCAUACACACUCUGUCUAUCAUUUGCUCAAAGAUAAUUUAUGUGGCCUUACCACAAUAUUUUAAUUUCCAAAAGUAUACUUUAAAAAUCAAAUUGAAAAGCUUGGAAACUGAAAUGACUGCUAUUCACAUUUCUAAGUAACAACGAACUGAAUUCAUAUUCAAGGGAAAUCAGUAGUUAUUGCUCAACAAGAAUUUUCUGUGGAUUUAUUUAUACUGCAAGCUAAAGGUCAGUUUAGUCUGUCAACGUUCAUAAGAGUUAACGUUCUAUACAGUUCACAUCAUGACUGAUGAUUCAUUAUUUGAAUGAUGAAUCAAUACUAAUAAUUCAUAACUAUCAAUCCUGAGUUGGUAUUACCGUUGAUCUAAUUGAAUUGGAAUAGACUUAACUCGACCCAUUACCAUCUUGAGUUAAGCCUUUGUACUAAACAAAAGAUAUAUUUUUUGUUUAAUACUUAAAGUUAAAGUUUAUCAGUCUGUCAAUUGGUACUUUAGGAAUAUUUUUUGUAAAUUUAAUUUAUGUAUGAUAAAGGAUCAUAAUACAGUAGAACCUCAGCUAUUUCUACUCCUCGCUUAAUCUAACUAUGCCAUCGCCUAUCGGUUACAAUGUUAUCACGGUAAUAUUGUGACCAUUUCCAAAUGUUUUCCAUUUUUUGUUUUCCUCAAUUGUGGCAAAAUAUUCAUAUGAUAUGAAUAUGAUUUCCGCUUUCACAGAUACAUUAACAUCAUCUUCCGUGAUAACGGCAAAUUCCUGCUCCUCAGAUGAAAUUUUCACUGUUCCGCCCAUGGUACCGGUCCUGUAGGUGACAGAUUAGCGGGAACUGUAUUGUGAUUUUCUAUUAAACAAAGUUAUAUUAUUCAAAGUUAUCAAAUAAACGUUUCCAUAAAAAAGAUGAACUUCGCAACAUUUUUGUAUAUAUGUAAGACAUUAAUUCCAUACAAAGACAUAAUUUUACAUUCCUGUGAAUGAAUUUGUAUAUCAAGAUGAAAUUGUGAAGAUCAAGCCUAUCAUGGCUUAAGAGUUCUAAAAUCUGGUUAAAAGUUUUGUCUUAUUAAUGGGAAAAGGUACUCUUUUGUUGUUAACAUUCCUUACAAUGUUUAUAUUUUUGUUUUACACCUCAUUUGUGAUAUCUGUGUUUGUUAAAAACAUGUACUAAUUCUUCAAUUGAAAUGCUCACUUCAAACACAUUCAGCCCUAAAAUGAGCAUUUUGUUUCAAAUAAUUUAUUUCCAUCUGAAUUAGAAGAACAGGUUAAUCUAUUUUUGUUGUAUUUCUUCCUAUUAUUGAAUUUUUUUGUGAGUUUAUCAGCUGACUUGUAUAACAUGUUUCAUCGCUCCUGUUAUAGAUUGUAAAUAAAAAUGUUUAAUUACACAUAUUUUUGUUAUUUGUUUCAGGUUUUUGUGUUAUUAUUUUUGUUAUCAGUAGUAACAAAUUACAUGAUAAAUAUAUUUGACUUUACUUAUUAUUUUGCAACCCUGAGGUUUUAUUUUGUCUCGCCUUAAGCCCAAAAUGUUUGUUUUCAUUUUUACCUUUGAUCUUGCUGAUGAGUAAUUUUAAUGAUUACCGUUAGAAUAAAUAUAAAUGCCGAAUUGUUUCAUUGGUAUCAUUAUUGUUUUAGAUAUAUAUUCUGUUCAUUCGAUAUUUACUUCUUUCUAUAAGUUAAUACUUACUUUAAAAACUGUUUUAUAUAAGUAUCAGCAAUAUAACGGUUCUAUUAAGCCGUAUUUUAUAAAAUGUAGCUACUUACGAAGUAAUUUAUUCAAUCAAAUAAAUACU